AUGGGCCCCUCGUCUCGCUCUAGGAUUACCGUCUGCCUGCUCCUCACCUUGGCUCAGGUGAUCUUCGUGACGUGCCAAGAAGAUAGUAAGAAUGGUGAGUGCCAGAGUCUGUGUUUCCAGAAAAUGUUGGUGCAGAAAACUGAUCCUGAAAAAGUCGGUUCUUGUUCGAUCACCUGUUCAGCUUCCACACACCUUUAUGUCUCUGAAUAACUCUUCAGAUUUGUGUGUUUUAAUGAUUUUUAACUCCUGCUAACUCAUCUCCCUCAGAGUUUUUAAUGACAUUUUUAUGCCUUUUUACAUUUCUGUUUGUUUUUCAGUUCACAUGAUUCUCUUUUCCAGGUUUAGAAAAGUGGUUUUGGAAGUUUUUUUUCAGAUUUCCUUUGUCCUGAUUUAGUCGAAGCAGAAGUGGUGGAGCAGCUGGACCACACCGACUCUGUGGUUUGGGAGCUGAAGGUUAAAAUCACACCCACAACCGUGACCGAAAGAGCUUAUUACGCCCUGAUGGGACUCCUUUCUCCUCUCUGUGACGACACACUAAAAAAUGAUUCAGUUCUUACCAAGAAAACAACCGUAGAUCCAGAAGUGUUGGAGAAUUUCUCCUGUUUUCAGAGUCUUUAAGUUUCCACUGUAAUCUUCUCUCCAACAACCUUCUCUUCUGUUUGUCUCCAAUAGUCAGGAAAUCUUCACAUGAGAAAAAUAACUGUUCAAAUCAGUUCUAGUCUCAUCCAAAGGAAUCUUGUUUUCAGAUUCAGUAAGCCUUGUUUCAAGAUCAGCCUGCUUGGAUUGAGACAGAGUUUAGUCAUUCUUCACUAAUACUGGGUAUUUUUUCUCUACAUUUCUAUUUUUGGUUGAACUAAUCUUCAGCUUCAUUUGAUCAAAGGAAGAAAAAUAAAUAUGUCAUUGAUUAGAUUUAGUCGAUUUCACUGAUUUUAGGGCUGGAAAAGUGACAUUUUAAUCAUCUGAUCUUAAACCAGCAUGUUUGUCUGACUUUAAUCUUCCAAAUACAUUUGUAGACAUGAUUAUUUCUAGACUGAACAAUCUUCAUUCAAGAAAUCUGGUUUAGUGAAAUGAUCUUGCUGCAUGGACAGAUCAUUUAUCUUGUUUUUAGUCCCUCUUCCCUCAGAUUUAGUCUUUUUAUCUUGUUUUUAAACUCUCCUUUUGUGCAGCGCAGUGAUUUAUCAGGAAUCUUUUCAGGAAUUAAUCAGAGGUGGAGAAAGUGCCGUCAGCCCUCUGAUUUCUCUGAAGUUUAGUGUUUGAUAUCUCCCUCUCCUGCCGCUCAGACUGAUGCGUGCGUCGAGGUCAGCAGAGCUAUUUCAGUGCGAGGUGGAGGCUGAAUGACGGGUUUGCGAGCGCCACGGCUAUAAUGAUGUGGCCGUGAGAGGAACAGGACGGACAAAAGAAGGCCACUAAUUUUGGUCAGAGGCAGAAAAAAAAAGAGUUAAGACACACCCAGAGAGAACGAUGCUGGAGAAACGUCUCAGUUAUUCCAUCCAAGUUCACCUCCACUGAAGCUGAAGUCUGAGUCUCUCUCUGCUGAUCUCUCAGUGCAGAAAGGUCCAGUUUGGACUUUCUUCAGGAGGUAACAAAGCUGAGCGACGGAGAAAAAGGAGGUUCAAGAGCAGAGAGAGACUCUCCACUCUGAGCCUCAUGGUGAGGAUCCUGUAAGGAACUGGAGAGAAGGGUCAGCAUCAUUACACUGCAAAAAAGGAGGGUCUAAAAACAAGAUAAAUGAUCUGUCCAUGCAGCAAGAUCAUUUCACUAAACAAGAUUUCUUAAAUGAAGAUUGUUCAGUCUAGAAAUAAUCAUGUCUACAAAUGUAUUUGGAAGAUUAAAGUCAGACAAACAUGCUGGUUUAAGAUCAGAUGAUUCAAAUGUAACUUUUCCAGCCUUAAAAUCAGUGAAAUAAACUAAAUAAAAGUAUAAAAUAAGUCUAAAAUUCUGGUUUGAAGAUGAGAUAACUCAGAGCUACCUUUUGGAAACACUGGAGAUAAAAAUAAAAAAUAAAUAAAUUAUUAAAUAAAUAAUGGUGAAAAGAAAGACUAAAACCUGAUGGACUAAAAACAAGAAAAUAAUGUAAAACAAAAAAGUAAGUAAGCGCUCUCUACCAUAUAAAAGGGGUAAAAGAAGUAAAAACCUGAGGGGAGUUAAAAAAAGACAAAGAACAGAGAUAAUUAAUAAAAUGACUUCAAAUCAACAUGAAGAACUUUGAUUAAAAUGAACAUUUACAAUAAGAGAAAUAUUAAAAGGUUGUUUGAUAGAAGAUUAAAGUGAAAGACUUCAGAGAAGAAAUUCAGUCUGAAAACCGGAGAAAUGAUCCGACACUUCUGGAUCUACGUUUGUUUGUUUUCUUGGUAAAAACUGGAUCAUUUACAGUUUGUGACUGAAGGUUGGACCUGUUUCUCAGGUGUGCUGCAGACACACCUGAACACUGAUGUGACAGAGGAGAGACUCUCACCUGAGGAGCAGAUUCUCCUCCUGCUUUUCUGCUGAUGGAUGUAGACUGCUUUGGUUCCUUCAGAGUCUGUCUGAGGAGAAAAUAAGACAGAGAGAGGACAGGAAACCAUCAUCAGCUGAUCCAAAUAUGAUCACCUCUACUCCAGUAUUUUGGGAUAAAUCCUCAGUGAUGUUUUUGGUGUCGUCUCAGACAUGAUGGGUGUCAUGAAGGUGUGAGUUAAAGGUGGAGAUUGGAGGGUGCAGGUGUUCAGUCCUGGACUUUAACCCUCUCUAUAUUUAGUCCUCCAGCAUCUGUUUAGACUGUGAGAGAGCUGUUUGUGUGAGCUGGCUGCAGAACAGGUUUCCUGUUUGAGACGAUGAGGAGAAGAAGAAGCUGCUGUGGUCUGAAGGAUCUUCAUAAUAAACCUGAGUGUAGGAGGAUUUUCCAAAACCACAACUAGUCCUGAAGACGACUCUAAACCUCACUGCUUUAAACGUGUGAAGUUUUCUUUAACCUGCAGACCUGUGCAGAGGUGGACUGUCAAACCUCCAUCAGCAGACUGAGCAGCAUUUUCUCCUUACCUUUCACUUAUUUCAGGGCUGUAGAAGAUAAACUUCAAGUAAUCUGAUCUUAGAAUCAGCAUUUAUACUUAAUUUUACGCUAAAUUUCAGUAGAUUUCACUUAUUUUAUAUAAGUGUAUAAUUAAAUUUAAAGUAAUCUGAUCUUAAACCAGCAUGUUUGUCUGACUUUAAUCUUCCAAAUACAUUUGUAGACAUGAUUAUUUCUAGACUGAACAAUCUUCAUUCAAGAAAUCUUGUUUAGUGAAAUGAUUUUGCUGCAUGGACAGAUCAUUUAUCUUGUUUUUAUUCCCUGUUCCCUCAGAUUUAGUGUUUUUAUCUUGUUUUUAGUGUUUUUAUCUUGUUUUAAUCUUGUUUUUAGACCCCCUUUUUUGCAGUGAAGCUCACAGAUGUUCUGGACUUUUCCUCCUGCAGGUUUUUUAGAUGGAGGGGGGUCGGUCGGUCGGUCGGUCGGUCGGUCGGCCCCGGGUGUGGCCCCUCUCAGCGCUCCUAAAUAAAGUGAAACCACGACUCUGACUCUAACCAAACCUAUAAUCCAGCCUCUGCGGUUUCUCCUGAAAUAACUCAAAGUGCUUUAGAGACGUGGGGAGAGGCUCCACCACAUAAUGAGUACUUAGGACGGCGGCGUUGAACUGCUCAGACUGAACUAUGCAGCUCUGAGCGGCCAGCAGGGGGCGAUCCUUUCUUUGUUUGACUGAUUCAGAGAGUUUAAAUAUCACUCAGCUCUUAUUCUCUCUGUUUUCUCUUGUAUAUAAUCAUGAUCCCAGAGGUCUGGAUAACUGUGAGAAAAGAGGAGAAUUCAGUUUCAUGUUGAGAGCUGCAGAGAUGAUUACAGAUGAUAACACGCUCCGCACAGACACCUUUAUCACCGUCUCAUUUAACCACCGUCUGUCUCAGACAGGUAACGAGAGCGCCACUAAAGAACCUCUGAUUUCAUCCACGUCUGGAUCUGAUGAUUUAUGUUCAGACUCUCUGAAGUUUGUCUUUAAAUCAUGAAAAUUUAACAUCUUUAAAGCUGUUUUUGCUCAUAAACUUAAAUAAUUAUAGUUUGUCUGCAGAAAUCUGAAACCCGAGUCUUUCUGCAGGAAUUACAGAGUAAAGGUUAAAUUAGUUUGAUGUUGACUGAGCUCCUCAGUUUUGUAGUUUUUGUUUCCUCCAAAGGUCCCCAGGUUGAUAUUUCUCUCAUUAGUUGCUUUAAAAAUGUAGAAAUAUGAACUUUAAAGUAGAUUCAAUAAAAUAAAGUUAGUUAAUUUACUGGAUCCACAGUCUGGUUCUGAUGAUUUAUGUUCAGACUCUCUGAAGUUUGUCUUUAAAUCAUGAAAAUUUAACAUCUUUAAAGCUGUUUUUGCUCAUAAACUUAAAUAAUUAUAGUUUGUCUGCAGAAAUCUGAAACCCGAGUCUUUCUGCAGGAAUUACAGAGUAAAGGUUAAAUUAGUUUGAUUGGAUUUUAUGACUGAGCUCCUCAGUUUUGUAGUUUUUGUUUCCUCCAAAGGUCCCCAGGUUGAUAUUUCUCUCAUUAGUUGCUUUAAAAAUGUAGAAAUAUGAACUUUAAAGUAGAUUCAAUAAAAUAAAGUUAGUUAAUUUACUGGAUCCACAGUCUGAGCGGACUUUCUGAAGUUUUUCUGCAUCACUUACUGUCUUUAAAUCAUGCAAACUCCACACAUUUAAAGCUGUUCUUGCACAUAAACUUAAAUAAUUAUAGUUUGUCUGCAGAAAUCUGAAGUAAACCUCAGAUUAGUUUUCUGGUUUGACGACUGAACUCCUCAGUUUUGUAGUUUUUGUGUCCUAAAUGUGGAAAUAUGAACUUUAAAGUAGAUUAAAUAGAAUAAAGUUCGUUAACUGAACAGAUCCACAGUCUGAACAGCUCGUCUCUUUAAUGUCGUGUAUUUAAAGGACCGAAAACAACAUUUAAGUCGUCAAACCGCCGCUUUAAUUUAAUAAACAUGUUUUAAUUUAAUAAACAUGUUUUAAUUUAAUAAACAAGUUUUAAUUUAAUAAACAUGUUUUAAUUUAAUAAACAAGUUUUAAUUUAAUAAACAUGUUUUAAUUUAAUAAACAUGUUUUAAUUUAAUAAACAAGUUUAAAUUUAAUAAACAUGUUUUAAUUUAAUAAACAUGUUUUAAUUUAAUAAACAAGUUUUAAUUUAAUAAACAUGUUUUAAUUUAAUAAACAAGUUUUAAUUUAAUAAACAAGUUUUAAUUUAAUAAAGAAGUUUUAAUUUAAUAAACAUGUUUUAAUUUAAUAAACAAGUUUUAAUUUAAUAAAGAAGUUUUAAUUUAAUAAACAUGUUUUAAUUUAAUAAACAAGUUUUAAUUCAAUAAACAAGUUUAAAUUUAAUAAACAAGUUUUAAUUUAAUAAACAUGUUUUAAUUUAAUAAACAAGUUUAAAUUUAAUAAACAAGUUUUAAUUUAAUAAACAUGUUUUAAUUUAAUAAACAAGUUUAAAUUUAAUAAACAAGUUUUAAUUUAAUAAACAUGUUUUAAUUUAAUAAACAUGUUUUAAUUUAAUAAACAAGUUUUAAUUUAAUAAACAUGUUUUAAUUUAAUAAACAAGUUUAAAUUUAAUAAACAUGUUUUAAUUUAAUAAACAUGUUUUAAUUUAAUAAACAUGUUUUGUCUGCCAACCUCUAAUAUUUCGUGUUUAUUCUACCUAAAUAUGAACUUAUAUUAUCCUAACAUCAGAGGGACCGGCCUCACUUUUAUACUCUUCAUUCUUUCAUGAAUCUGAUAUUUUCGGUGUUUUUAUCGUAUAUUUUCACGUGUAAUCUCAUGGACAUUAUUAGUCAUCGCUCUUCUCUUUCAUUCCCUACAAUGCCAGUAGCCUACAGGUUAAAUCGUACAUUUCUGACUUCCGACAAGCUAAUGUUAGCAUUAACUUUACCGAGAUUCGAUGCGCACACUGACAUUUAUGUCAAGUUCCAGACAACAGUUUAAUUAAUUAAGUGGUCAUGUGACUCAUGUUUGAUACUCGAUCAUGACGUCGCUCCAGUCGAGCCGAGAACUUUGAAGCAGGAAGAAGAGGCGGUCACGGGUUUCAGUUUGUGGAUCUGUCAUGCAAUGACCUACACUGUCCAGCAGGGGCGCAGGUAGGGGGAGGUCCUGCCCUCCUUCGCCUCUGGUUGGCUAGAAGUUGAGGGUUGGGAUUACUUUUGGUUUAAGCGUGUGAUGACGUUUCCAGGUUUUCUAGCCAAUCAGAGGCGAAGGAGGCGGGACCUUCCCCUACCAUUCGCCUCUGAAGACACGGACUAUUGACGUGUUUUUUUCAGGUGUUUCAAUCAUUAAUCUUUUCCUUCUGUGACGAGAGGAGAUCUCGUUUCAGUCAGACCUGUUUCUCCUGCUCCUCCUCCAAGAAGAAGUGAGAGCUCUGAUCUUCUGUGAACUCCUGUGCUCCUCCUCCUCCUCCUCCUCCUCCUCCUCCUGCUCCUCCUCCUCCUCAUCAGAGCUCUCGUUCUCUUUACGAAGACUCCUGCUCCCACGACGGGACGGUCCGCUCCAACGAUGAGAUCUGGAGUCCUGAUCCGUGCCGAGUCUGUAUCUGUGAGAAGGGGACGGUGUUUUGUGAGGACGUGGUCUGUGAGGACCUGAAUGACUGUGAGGACUCGGAGGUCCCGGAGGGCGAGUGCUGCCCCGUGUGCGUGUCUGCAGGCGCUGGUAAACUCGAACCCUGAAAGCCUGAAAGCCUCUCUGCAGCUGUCCGUCCGUCUGUCCGUCCGUCUGUGUUUACGUCUGAGGGUCUCAGUGAGGACUGCUGGGCCUUGGUCUGGUCUCCUGAAGCUCUCCUCUUCAGGGUCUCAGCACUAAGACCUUGUCGGAGUUUCCCGUGGACUGUGGCGUGUUUGUGAAUCAGGAAUACGUCGACCUUUUGUCCGAUAAGAUCUCCUCUCGGCAGACGCAGAGGAAACAUCUUACCGUCCAAAUCUCCGUGUAUUCCUCUGGGAAACCUUCGAUCUGCAGACUCUGUUAAAGCCUGUAUAUGGGAUUUUUUUCAUGCGUGACUUUGGCGCCCCCUGCUGGUUGUGGCGCUGAAAUCACUCAGAAUGACCCAUAGAGGAGCUUGAAUCUGUGUGUGGAUAUCUGCAGGCAUGAGCGUAGAUCUGAGUCUGUCUUUGACGUCCUCGUCUGUCUGUAUUUCCUGUUUCUGAGUUAACGCGCUCCGUCUCGUCUCUUAAAGGUACAUGCACAGAAAACGGGAAAGUCCACGCCAACGGGGACAUGUGGAGUCCGGAGCCGUGUCGGAUCUGUAUGUGCGAGGACGGCAGGGCCGUGUGUGAAGACGUGGUGUGUGAGGACGUCGGCGACUGUGAGAAAACUCUGACUCCUGAGGGCGAGUGCUGCCCCGUGUGCCUGACUGCAGGCUCCGCGUCGGCGUCCAGGCCUCAGACCACAGGCAGCAUCGGUAAACACCCCUUUAACCUGUCCUCUGACCUGGGAUUUACACCACGUCCAGAACGGCUGCGAUUUUCUCUGUCCGCCAAUUCCUACCGGAUCCGUUUGUGAGGCAAAUUUCGUGGUGGAUUACGGACAGCGAUAAUCACGAGAACUCACAAGAACCCACGGAUUUAGACGAUCAGGAUGAAGGUGGAAAUUUGGGGGUUUUUAGACGUCAUUUCACCCCGAUGACUCCAUGGAUGAGGAGAUGCUGAUUCUAGAAGUCUAGAAGUAGAUUUCCUCCUCUGGAAGGACACAAUCUACUGCUUAUAUGUCUAUGUGUCUGUCUUUAGAGAGACAACUCGUUAUCGAGCGAUUGAACGUGAAUCUGAGGGUUCUCGUGAGUUCUCAUGAUUACCGCUGUCCGUAAUCCGCCACAAAAUUGACCUCACAAACGGAUCAAGUAGAGAUUGGCGGUGGAUGUUCUGGAUGCGGUGUAAAUUGACAUAUUAACUUGAAUGGUUACGAUCAGCUACAAUCGGCAGAUAAAGACAUUUGUACCCGUGUUGAAUGCGGUGGAUUUGGCGGUAACUCUCUUCCUGUCUGUCCUCAGUCUCGGCUGCAGAUGAGACUCCGGCGGAGAGCUGCACCGUGGACGAGCAGGUCUACAAACACAACGACAUCUGGAAACCAGAACCCUGCCGGGUCUGCGUCUGCGACAACGGCGUGGCCGUCUGUGACGAGGUCCAGUGUGAGCUGAUCUCGAACUGUGAGAAGGUCGUCACGCCUGAGGGCGAGUGCUGCCCUGUCUGCCAGAACUUCGCCAGCGCCGGCAGGAUGAUCGGUGAGAGGAGCUCUACGUCUGUGAUUGUAUGUUUGUGUUCUGGUCCAGGACUUCAGUCAGCCCGGUCCAGAACCCGGUCCUGGUGCUGUUUUAGUGUGUCACAGACUCCCACCUGUGUUCAGGCUCAUCACUGAUUGGCUCGUCUUCACUGCGAAUCAGAAAAGAGAGUUUAAAUCAAAAAUGACGUAAAGAAGUUUUAGAAAUAAAAGUCUGAAAAAUAAGAAGAGAAGCUGUGAAACCAUCAGAACCAGAACCAGAACCAGAACCACGCUGAGAGCUGUUCCAGUUAUACUUGGAAAUCCCGAUUUCUGAGCUCCAAGUCGGAAAAUCAUCUGGAAUGCUUACUUUGACCGACUAUAAGACAAGCGCUAAAAUAACUUUCCUAGAUGUAGCCAUCUUGUCUCCGCCUCCGAUUUUGCUUUUUUCCGACUUCGUAACUGAAACGUUGUCAACUCGGUUGUUACGUCAUUUUCAGCUCCGACUUCUGAGGUAACUCCAACGCAGCACAACAACUGGUUUAAACGCUGAAAUGACGACAAAACAGCAAAGCAGUGAUUCCACACUAGCCCCGCCCACUUUUCAUAACCGCUGAAUCAGCUAAAAUGAUUCUGACCACCUGUAAGUCCUGCUCUCAGGGGUCAGGUGCGUUUGAGUUUCCUGUAGACGUCAGAAGUCCGAGCUGAAAAUUCCGACUUUGUAACUGAGACGCGGAAACAAGAUGGCUACAUCUACGAAAGUUAUCAGUCCAAAUAUAAGGUAAGCGCUAAAAUAACUUUCUUCCGACUUUGUAACUGAGACGCUGAAAACUGGGAUGUGACGUCAUUCCCAGCUCUGACCGCCGCGUUAGUGUGCCGACUCUAACCGUGUCCCUCUGUGUCUCCUCGCAGAUAUCAUGGGCUUCAAGGUGAGCUGUGAUUGGUUCAUAUCAAACCUUAAACUCUGGUCUGUUAAAGUGGGUCAUGUGGUUCUGAUUCUUGUGGUUCUGGUUUCAGGGACAGAAAGGCGAACCAGGUGACAUCCCCUACGUAAGUACCGACCCGCUGAUCCACUGUGGUCCUCUUUAUAGUUCUGGUCUGAUGUGGUCUGAGGAGGGUCCGACUGAGUCUGUUUCUUCUCUCAGGUGGUCGGACUUCCUGGACCUACAGGACCUGCGGUGAGUUCUCCGUGUCUCUCUGGAUCCUGAACCAUGAAUUCAACACGCAGAGGUCUGUGUUCUGGUUUCAACACUAGGGGGCAGCAGAGUCCAGAUCAGGGAGACCUGUCAAUGUCAAUGUCAAUGUCAGCUUUAUUUAAAUAUCCCGUUAAAAACAGCCAGUGGUCUACCAAAGUGAUUUAGGGUCAAAUAACCCGAGACGAUCAAAACAAUCAAAACAUAAAACAACGAUAAACACAGUAAAAGAGCCGAUAAGAGCAGCUCUAUCUCCCCAGAGCUAACGUGAACGGGUGCGUCUUCAGAAGGGUUUUAAAGGUGAAAGGAUCGAGGAACGUCUAAAACCACCUGAUCAGCUGACCUCGGGGCUCUGGAGGGCUGACGCAAUUAAACAAAGUCAGAGAGAUAUUCUGAGGCCGACCCAUUCAGAGACUUAAAAACAAAUAAAAGACUCUUAAAAUCCAUCCUGUACCCAACAGGGAAGAGAGGAAAGCACCGGAGUUUACAGUUUCCGACCCAGGAUUUGUGUCUGUGCCCGACUUCCUUUCCAGCACGGGUUAAUCUGAAUUUAUCCGCCAUGCUCCGGUGAUCCGCAGAGGAACGGAAAGAAGUCGGUGUAAAUUGACACGUUAACUUGAAUGGUUACGAUCAGCUACGAUCGGAGGAUACGACCUUUUAGGAGACGAUCAGGAUGAAGGUGGAGAUUGGGGGUUAGUCCUAGUUAGGAGACGAGCUGCAGGCGGUUGAGCUCUGACUUGCAGAAUUGCAAUAAUCGAAACAAGAUUUUCAAGGUCCUUCUGGCCUAAAUACGGUUGAACUCUGGCGAGAACCCUCAGCUGAAAAAAGAUUGAUUUGACCUUUGCGCUGACCUGUUUGUCAAGUUUAAAAUCCCCAUCGAUAAUCGAACCAGGAUUCCUGACAUGUAAGGUGCCAGUGAGCCGGCAAGGACCUGAACCGGGUCAGGGGGACCGAGCAGGAAGACCUCUGUUUGGUUUUCAUUGAAUUUGAAGAAGUUCAGAUCCCUCCACGUCUCGACAUCUAAAAACGGACCCCAGGUGGAGAACAGGUGACAGGUUUAACAGUUUUUGACCCUCUAUGUUGACCCCCCAGGGUCCUCCAGGAGCUCAGGGACACCCUGGACCCAGAGGCUUCAAAGGCAGACGGGUACGUCUCACUGAUCCUGAACCUGAACCUUGUCACCAUGGCGACGGUCAGCACAUAAAACCUCUCUGCUUGUCUCCUCACUCUUCCAGGGUUUUCCAGGACCUCCAGGAUUUGACGGAGAGCCCGGCGUGCCGGGAAACCCAGGACAGCCCGGACCUCCAGGCCAGUCCGCCCCCCCUGGAGUGAGUCAUUGAAUCUAAAAACCAUCUUUGGUGGGAAAGUAAGGGGGGCUGAUCUAAAGACCUGUCUGAUCCUGUCUCAGGGGAACAUCCUGUCCCAGAUGGCCUCAGGGUUCAACGAGAAGUCCGUGGUGGCCUCCAUGGUCCAGGGGACUCGGGUGAGUAGGUGCUGGUAAAACAAAAACAACCUGGAAAGUUUGGAUGUUUUCAGCUGCAGAGUUUGAAUUUUCUUGAUUUCAGGGGGAAGCAGGACCAAGAGGACCUCCAGGGUCAACAGGACCACCUGUAAGUCCUGCUCUCAGGGGUCAGAUCUAGGGACUUUGUUGGAGGGACAUGAGUCUAAAGUAAACCUGGUUUUUCUCCCCGGUCAGGGUCCAAGUGGAGGUCAGGGAAUCCCAGGAGAGGCUGGAGAUCCAGGACUGAUGGUGGGAAGAGUUUCUCUUUGGGUUUGGGUCCAGGUCCGGUUUCUGCUCAGACCUUUAACUGUUGUUCUGUCCUCUCCACAGGGUGAACCGGGUCACCGAGGACCUGACGGCCCCCCUGGAAAAGCAGGAUCUGAUGUAAGACAGAAACAGAGACGUGUCUGAUUAAAAGGAGCCGUUCGAUAAACGGGUCAGUCAUCUUCUUCUUCUUCUUCUGCUCAGGGAGAACCUGGACCCGCAGGAGCUACAGGAGAACCAGGAUUCUCAGGAUCUGCGGUAAUCCGAGCUUUGAAAACAGAACUGGACCUGAUCCGGUUCACGGAAACUAGUGAUGGGAAGAACCGAUCUUUGGACUGAAUCUUUAGAAUCGGUUUAUUAAAACGAUUCGUUCAAAAGAUUCGUUCAAACGAUUCGUUCAAAAGAUUCGUUCAAAAGAUUCGUUCACUGAAUCAGCCAGUGAUGUCAGUCAGUGAUGAAAAUGUCACAGUAAAGCAUGAUUAAAAAAUUUCCAAUUCUAGUAUGAAAAAAAAAUCAUGUUAUAGUAUGUUUAAAAAAAAAUCAUAGUAUCGUAUUAAAAAAAUUCAAAUUUUAGUAUGAAAAAAAGUCAAAGGAGAAAAUAUUAAAAAUUCAUAGUCAAGUAGGAUAAAAACUCAACUGAGAAAGUUCAGAGGAGGGCAGGAAAGGGUUAAUACUGACACCUAGAGGCUGUCAGCUGUUACUGCAGGAGUGAAAGGGUUAAUACUGACACCUAGAGGCUGUCAGCUGUUACUGCAGGAGGACCCCGUUUAGAUCAGGACCAGCAUCUUCACUGAGACUUUAUUCGGAUCUCUCUUCCAGGGUUCAAGGGGGUUUCCAGGACUUCCAGGUCACCCAGGACUGAAAGGACAUAAGGUCAGACCCAGAAGGUCAAAACUCUCCAACACUUAGACCAGACUUUGAGUUCAGAGAACCAACUGUCUUCUUCUCUUGAAUGUCUCCAUCAGGGACACGCCGGUCUUCCAGGACCCAGAGGAGAGUCUGGAGCUACAGGACUGAAGGUACCUGGAACCACAGACCAACAUGAGUCCUCCUUUAGUUUUGAUGCAGGUCUACAGAGUCUCUCUCUCUCUCUCUGUGUUUCAGGGAACUUCAGGGACUCCAGGUGGUCCUGGUGCUCCAGGUCCUCAGGUGGGAGAACCUUCAGUUGAACUCAAACCUUUCAGGUACGCGCUCGGGGGCGGGGUUUUCACUGACCUGCUGAUCUCUUUCAGGGUCCAGCCGGGAUGCAGGGAGAGAGAGGGCGGAUCGGGUCGAGCGGUCCUGUGGUGAGAGAACAGAACCUCCUUUAGUUUGUCUGAGGAGAAUCAAACCAGGAUCUGAAACCGGGUCUUCUCUUUCAGGGCAAACGUGGAGCCAACGGUCACGUGGGAAAACCAGGACCUCUGGUAAAGAGAACUUUGUUAUCGUUUUAUCGCCCAGUCCUCUCGGAAACGCCGAGACCUUAGAGGGACUUAGAAACCACGUCAAAGAUGGACCCUUUAAAACCAGGUCUUCUCCUCCACAGGGUCCAAUAGGAAUCCCAGGAGUACCAGGUUUCCCCGGAGGUCCAGGAAUGAAGGUGAGACCCACAAAAACCUCCUUUUUCAUGAACCAGCAGACCCCCCUCUGACGGGGUGGAGUUUGGCGCCCCCUCUGGGCAGCUCUGGGGUCUCUCUGAACCUCACUUUAGUUCUGGAUCUUGGAUCAAACUGAGACAUGUCUCUGGAUCUGAUGUAGGGCGAAGCCGGACCCACAGGGGUCAGAGGAAGUCCAGGACCACAGGGAUCCAGAGGGGACUCAGGUCAUGCAGGACCACCUGGAAAAACCGGACAGCAGGUGAGUCCAGAAAGGAGAAGAGGAGGAUCCUGAGUCCUGGUCCAGGACCGUUUCUGACCCUGUUUGUUGUUUUGUUGUGGAUCAGGGAGCCGAAGGAGCCGAUGGAGGUCCAGGACCCCGGGGACAAGCCGUGAGUCCAGCUUCAGGAACCUUCAGUAAAGACUCAGACCUCCACCUCCUAAAACCGUCUCCACCUUCUUCUUCUUCUUCUUCUUACAGGGUCUGGCUGGUGUUCAGGGUCCAGCAGGGUUGCUGGGGCCUCCAGGUCCCCCUGGCCCUCAGGGGACCACAGGAACACCAGGACCAAAGGGACAGCUGGUAUGUGGACUUCACUGUCUCAGUUUUCCUUUGACUAAAACGUCCCGCCCUUCGCCGUUCUGACCUACGUCCUGUUUUCAGGGCGACGUCGGCGUCCCCGGAUUCAAAGGAGAACCUGGAGCCAAAGGAGAGCGAGUGAGACCCCCGAAGACCCUGAAGGUUCAGAACCGCUUCAGACAUGAACCUGGUUUUGAGGUAGUUCUGCUCUCUGGUCCUUUUUAGGGGGAUCACGGUGUUCCUGGUCCGAUUGGUCCGAUGGGAGAAGACGGGAAACGAGGAUCUCGAGGUGACGGUGGAGAUGUUGGACCUCCAGGACCUCCAGGAGAGGCGGUGAGUCCAGGUCUACUUCAGACCUGAACCCUUUGGAUCCUGUUUUACCUCCAUCCAAAAACAGACAUGCAGAUAAGAGUUCAUAAACACACGCUCAAAACACCUGUUUUUAAUGGAAGUCUAUUGGCCGAUUUGAGGACAAAGUAGGGUGGGCGGAGCUAAAAUGACGGAGAACUACAGGAGAGUUUUUUUUAGAUUUUCCGAUCUUUAAAACUGAGACGGUCGGCUCAGAAUAAACGGACCGAGGAGGAACCGAAGGGUUCAAAUCAAAACUGACAAAAACCUUCCAUGAUUUUCCAGGGAGCUCCAGGAAACCGAGGAUUUCCAGGUGCAGACGGUCUACCUGGACAGAAGGUGAGUGGACCCACACCAGAACCCGGGUCUAACCAUCAGUACCAGCCUGAUCCUGAUCCUGUUUGAGAGCCCCUCUGUGUCUCUGCUCCUCCACAGGGAGCUCAGGGGGAACGAGGACUUCCAGGAUCACCUGGAGCCAAAGGUUUACUCGGAGAUCUGGGACGCGGUGGAGAGCCGGGUCUGACGGGAGCUCGGGUAAGUCCGACAGAGUCUGAUGUCCAUCCUGGUCCUGGUGGGUCCUUCAAAAGUCUCCAGUUCUAACGUGUGACCUGUUUUAUUCCUCAGGGUCUGACGGGACUGAUCGGGCCUCAGGGAGCAGAAGGAAAACCAGGACCCAUGGUUUGUUAAACAGGGACCUGGAAAAGUCUGGAAAAGUCUUGAAUUAUACUGUCAAAGUCAUGGAGAGGUCUCUAAAGUCCUUCUUCUCGGUCCUGAUUAAACCUUCUCGUCUCUCCAGGGUCUAGCAGGAGACGACGGUAAACCGGGUCCAGCAGGUCCUGUAGGAAACAGAGGUGCAGCCGGACACAUGGGUCUGCCGGGUCCAAAAGGGUUCACGGUCAGUCUGAGGUCUUUACUCUUCAACCUUCUUGGUGGUCCAGAUCAGAACGUGGACUUUCUGUUUUUCAGGGAGAUGCCGGGAAGAUCGGAGAAGCGGGCAGCGCUGGACCUCCAGGUCAAAGGGCAAGUCCUUCACUAGUCCACCUUCAGGGUUCAGGGUUCAGGGUCUUACCUGAGACUAAACUGACAGGUGUUCUUCUGACCCACAGGGGGUCAACGGGAAAGACGGAGAGACCGGUCCUGCUGGUCCCACCGGUCCAGCUGUAAGUUUCUGAAUUCUCCUUCUUUACCAGCAGUUCGUACCAGGAUGUAGUAAACACACCGCAGGAGAAAAGAAGCCGGGUGUUUUAUUUUGAAAAGAAGCCGGAUGUUUUAUUUUGAAAAGAAGCCGGACGUUUUAUUUUGAAAAGAAGCCGGACGUUUUAUUUUGAAAAGAAGCCGGACGUUUUAUUUUGAAAAGAAGCCGGAUGUUUUAUUUUGAAAAGAAGCCGGAUGUUUUAUUUUGUGUCUGUGCCCGACUUCCUUUCCAGCACGGGUUAAUCUGUGCUGAAUUUAUCCGCCAUGCUCCGGCGUCCAGAAAAAAUAGAACUCUUGUGAUCAGCUGAGGAGUCCGGCGAUCCGCAGAGGAACGGAAAGAAGUCGGUGUAAAUUGACACGUUAACUUGAAUGGUUACGAUCAGCUACGAUCGGAGGAUACGACCUUUUAGGAGACGAUCAGGGUGAAGGUGGAGAUUUGGGCGUAACUUUGCUGUAUUUACAGCACCGUGACGAGAAUCAAACGCCGCCAGAACAUUGACGAGUCGCUGCAGAGACAGAACAUGUUCUGAUGGUUUUGGGCUGAAAAAUCCAGAAAUAAUUAAAUUAAAACAGAAAAGAUUUUUUUCAGUGUGUAAAAGGAGUAUGACGGACUUCUCCAAACUGGAAAUGAAGUAUCUCCUGUAUACUACUAUAGAACACAGUACUCAGUAUGUAGUAUCUCCUGUAUACUACUAUAGAACACAGUACUCAGUAUGUAGUAUCUACUGUAUACUACUAUAGAACACAGUACUCAGUAUGUAGUAUCUACUGUAUACUACUAUAGAACACAGUACUCAGUAUGAAGUAUGUACUGUAUACUACUAUAGAACACAGUACUCAGUAUGAAGUAUCUACUGAAUACUACUAUAGAACACAGUACUCAGUAUGUAGUAUCUCCUGUAUACUACUAUAGAACACAGUACUCAGUAUGAAGUAUCUCCUGUAUACUACUAUGGAACACAGUACUCAGUAUGUAGUAUCUACUGUAUACUACUAUAGAACACAGUACUCAGUAUGAAGUAUCUACUGUAUACUACUAUGGAACACAGUACUCAGUAUGAAGUAUCUCCUGUAUACUACUAUAGAACACAGUACUCAGUAUGAAGUAUCUCCUGUAUACUACUAUGGAACACAGUACUCAGUAUGUAGUAUCUACUGUAUACUACUAUAGAACACAGUACUCAGUAUGUAGUAUCUACUGUAUACUACUAUAGAACACAGUACUCAGUAUGUAGUAUCUACUGUAUACUACUAUAGAACACAGUACUCAGUAUGUAGUAUCUCCUGUAUACUACUAUAGAACACAGUACUCAGUAUGUAGUAUCUCAGCAGGAGUACACAGUAGGCCAAAUCAAAAACAGCCUCAGAGUCUGAGCAGCAGACCUCAGACAGGAAGUGAUGUCAUCAUGUGUAAACCCUGUUUCCUGUUUGUUCCUCCUCCAGGGUCCUGCAGGAAAGAGAGGAGAACAGGGACCUCAGGGACUCCACGGCUUCCAGGUAAACCUGGACCUCUAAAAACCCGGAGAGGGUUUAUCUGAUGUGGGGGUUCUGAUUAUUCAUGUUCAGGGGUUUAAACUCGGGUUUGUGGUUUUAGGGUUUACCGGGACAGCCGGGACCUCCUGGAGAGUCCGGGAAACCAGGUGAUGAGGGUCUGGCUGGAGAGGCCGGGGCUGCAGGAGGGACCGGUCCGAGGGUGAGUCCACCUGAGUCCACCUGAGUCCACCUGUCCUGACCUGUCUUUAAAGGGGGGCGGUUCUUCUUUAAUGAUGUUUGUUCCUGCAGGGAGAGCGAGGUCCUCCUGGAGAGAGAGGUGACAUCGGACCCAACGGCCUGCAGGGACCCAAAGGGAGUCCAGGUGGACCCGGUCCUGAUGGACCAAAGGUAUGAAGACCAUAAAACCUUUAAACCAGGACUGGUGGAUCCAGAUCAGAACAGGAAGUUUAAGAGUCACAUGAUCUUCAUCAAAGUCCACCUCCUCCACCUUUCAGGGUAGCACCGGUCCAGCUGGUUCUGUAGGAGAACCAGGAGGUCCAGGACUUCAGGGCAUGCCUGGAGAGAGAGGACAAUCAGGACCAAGUGGACCCAAAGGAGACGCGGUGAGUUCCCGGUCCCGGUCCCAUGAUGAGCAGGUUCUGAGUGAGUCCACCUUCUAAUGGUGUUCUGGUCCUCCUGUCAGGGUUCUGUUGGAGAUAAAGGACUGGAGGGGAAGGCUGGAGCUGACGGGGCCCGGGUGAGACUCCGGACUGUUCUGGACUGUUCUCAGAACCAACCACACACACACACACACACACACACGCGUGAUACUAACCCUGAAACGUUUUUUGUUCUGAUUGAAGGGUCUCCCUGGACCUGUUGGACCUGUCGGUUCUGCUGGACCAAACGGGGAGAAGGUGGGCUGAGAGUCCUCGUAUCUGGGGGGUCACUCUGUUGUUCAAGAGUCUCCGUUUCCAUAUUUGGUGAGAGCUUUGAUCUGAUUGGCUGUUCUUUAUUCCAGGGUGAACCAGGACCACCAGGACCAACGGGGCGCCGAGGAACCCGAGGAAUUCCUGUGAGCAUUGAACCUUUUUUUUUUUUAAAUUUAAUUUAAUUUUUUAUUUAUUUUAUUUUUAUUUUAUUUAUUUUAUAUUAUAUUUUAUUUUGUUUUAUUUUAAUUAAUUUAAUUUUAAUCUAUCUAUUUAUUUAUAUUUUUAAUUUAAUUUAAUUUUUUAUUUUAUUUUGUUUUUAUUUAUUUAUUCAUUUAUUUAUCUAUUUAUCCACUUAUUUUAUUAGGUGACGCAGGACAGAUUAUGACAGAUUAUUACGGCAGGCAUUAAUUUUUUAAUGUAUAUAUGUGUGUUUCCAUAUAUAUUAUUAAUCUACCUGUUAUUCUUUUAUUUAUUUACCCACUUAUUAUUUGAUUUUGGUUAUUAUUAUUAUAUUUUAUUAAAUUGUGAUGCUUGUUGAGGAGAGAGUAAAAGAGUUUGAGUUCUGACUGAACAAAAAAAUACAAAAAUAAUUAUUAAUUUAAUAAUAGAGCAAAAAAAAUAAGGAGGAAAAAAAUAAUAGUAAUAAAAUAAAAUAAAAAAUAAGUGAAUCAAUAAAUACAUGAAUAAAAAUAAUAAAAAUUAAAAAUUAAAAACUUUAAACCUGAACUAACCCAGACCCGGAUCGAUGUUUUCAGGGCUCCACUGGAGACGCGGGUUCAACCGGUCCUGCUGGUUUCCAAGGACCUGCUGUGAGUUCCGGUUUUUAACAUAAACCAGUUUUUAAAAAAGGUCCAAACACCAACUUUACGCUAACUUCCUGUUUCCUGCUCAGGGUCCUGACGGUCAGCCGGGGGUCAAAGGUGAAACAGGUGAGCUGGGCCUGAAGGGAGAAGGAGGAUCACCUGGACCUCAGGGGACGGCGGGGAAACCCGGAGAGCAGGGUCCAGGUGGCGUGACCGGCCUGAAAGGGGGCAGAGGGACUCAGGGACAGACGGUGGGUUCAAAGACCUUCUCAGAAGGUCCUCGUCUUUCUGUUCUGACCUCGGUUCUGAUAGAACUCUUUCUCAUCCUCAGGGGGCUCCGGGUUUCCCUGGACUACCUGGAGGAAUCGGACCCGUCGGUUCUCUGGUGAGUGGACUCGUUUUGGACCGGGUUUUUGUGGUUAAAAACUGAAUCAGUUGAGUCCUUGAUCUGGUCUGGUUUUUUCAGGGUGCUGUUGGAGCUGAUGGACCGAUCGGAGCUCCAGGAAAACCAGGUCCUGCUGGGAUCCUAGGAGAACCAGGAGCUACUGGACGUCAGGGCGAGAGAGGACCCGCGGGACUGGCGGGCACCCCUGGAGAGAAGGGGGACUCUGGAGAGGACGGACCUGGGGUACGGGGGAGUGGUUCUGGUCCUCUAGUGGACUUCCAUGAAGAAGAACCAUGUCUGACUCUGCUCCUGUGUUUCUCCUUCAGGGUCCUGAUGGACCUCCAGGACCUGCUGGAACCACCGGACAGAGAGGAAUUGUGGGUCAGCCCGGCAGCCGAGGAGAGAGAGGCAUGCUUGGACUUCCGGGUCCUGCUGUAAGUCCGUCUCCUGACCCUCGUCCUCCUCUUUGAGUCUUUCUCCUUUAAUUCGUGUUUCCUGGUUCCUCAGGGUCCACCAGGCAAGAACGGAGCUCCUGGGACCCAGGGCACCACAGGGCCUCCUGGUGGAGUUGGUUUACCUGGAGCCACAGGACCGAGAGGAGAUGCAGGUCCAGAGGUUUGUCUCAGACCCUCACUGGGUUUUUUGAACAUUUAUUUAUUCAUUUUUAAUGUAUUUAUUUUAUUUUAUAAUUCUAUUUAUAUUUAGUUAUUUAUUUUAUUUCUUUAUUUUUGUUUUUGUUUUUUAUUGAUUUUUUGAGUUAUUUUAUUUUUUCUUAUUUUUAGAUUUAUUGAGUAAUUUAUUUUAUUUUUUAAAUUUAUUUUUUAUUGAUUUAUUGAGUUAUUUUAUUUUUUAUAAUUUAUUUAGUUAUUUAUUUUGUUUUUUGAAUUUAUUUUUUAUUUAUUCAUUCAUUGAGUUCUUUUAUUUUUUAUAAUUUUAUUUUUUAUUUAGUAAUUUAUUUUAUUUUUUAAGUUUAUUUUUUAUUUUUUAUUUAUUUAUUUGUAUCAAAAUUUUAUUUAUUUAUUAAUUUUUUAAAUUUUAUUUUUAUCAUGGAUAAACAUACAAAAUGAGUCCAAUCACAAUGAAACAUUUAUGGCAAAGCAAACAAACAUUUAUUACUUUAUUUUAUUUUAUUUUAUUUUUUUUAAUUAAAUUUUUUUUGUUUACAUUUUUUUUUUACUUUUUGUUUAUUUUAUUUUUAAAUUUUUUUGCAGUGUGUCCUCCAGUUUUUUGUCUGAGACCCUCUCUGGGUUCAAUAAGACAGGGAGAGACUGAAAUUCAAGUCCUUGUGGACCCGCUCUGAUCCACCAUGAGGACUUGUUUUUUUUAGUUUGCUGUCACCUGGUCUUGGUGUCUUUGGGGGUCCUUCAUGAUGGUCUUGGUGUCUUUAGGGGUCCUUCAUGAUGGUCUUGGUGUCUUUAGGGGUCCUUCAUGAUGGUCUUGUGUUUUUCAGGGACUCGCUGGAGCUGAGGGUCCUCCAGGAAAGGACGGACUCGUAGGAGAGCGGGUAAGAGGGCGCCGCCUUAGGUCAUGGACUGGAUUUGGGUCCAGCUGGGUAUUCUGAACAUUUCUGUUCCUGGUUUUUAGGGACAGCGGGGUAAUAGUGGUCCAGAGGGUCUGCCUGGGGUUACAGGGUCUCCUGGACCUGAGGGCCCUGUAGGACUGACAGGAGGUCCAGGUCCGAUCGGUGAAAAUGUGAGUUUUUAUUAAACAGAUCCAUCUAAAGACCAGGAUCCCUGAAGAUCCUGCUGCAGCAGGUUUUAAAGACGGUCCGGGUCUGUCUGUCUCUCUUCUAUAUGUAGGGCGGCCGAGGUCCAGCAGGACCCCCAGGAUCAGAUGGAGUCCGAGGAAAACCAGUAAGUCCGACGUUUAAAUAUUCAAGACCUCGGGUUCAGAAGAAAAACAAAAAAUAUGUUUUUAAAAACAUUAUUAUUAUUAUUAAAAUAAUAAUUAUUAUUAUUAAUAUCAUUAUUAUGGUUAUUAUUAUUAUUGUUAAGGACAGAUGACCUCCACGUAGUUAAAUGCGUUUGUUGUUUUUUGCGUCAUCAGGGCCCUCAAGGACCCCAAGGAGAGAAAGGAGCAGCUGGAGAUCAGGGGGAGCGGGGUCAGAAAGGUCACCGCGGGUUCACAGGACUCCACGGUCUGCCGGGAUCAGCGGUACGCUCAUCCUUUAACCUUUGACCUUGAAACGGUUACCUCCAUCGCCAUGGCAACAGCAUCAGGACCAGUUCUGUUCAAAGUCUUUUUUCUGUUUCAGGGUCAAACAGGAGAACCAGGAUCUACAGGUAUAAGUGGACCAGCUGGGUCGAGGGUGAGUGUCCACCAUGACCACCAUCACCAUCUUCAUCUUCAUCUUCAUCGUCAUCACUGAUACUCAAUCUUCAGACACAUAUAACCCCUUUGACCUUUGACCCUAACCUUGACUGUCUAGGGUCCUCCUGGAGUGGUGGGUCCUCCUGGAAAGGAGGGAUACAUCGGUCAGCCUGGACCUCAGGGAGCUCCUGGAACCAGAGGGUCCAUGGGUGACCUUGGAGAACAGGUUCUGGUUCCGACUCUGUUUCUCUGACAUCAUUGAUCGUAUAAUCUGUUACCUGUAGAGCUCCUAUGGAAGUCAAACUGUGCCAUCUGAAUUUGAAUUUCUAAAGCUGAAUAUUUUUGCAUCAAAAUCAGACUUUGAAGUUCAAGCAUGUAAUUUUUUAUUUAUUUUAUUAUUUCUUAUCGUAUUAAAUAUUUAUUUAUUUAUUUUAUUGUAUUUCUUAUUUGUUUUUUUUAUUAUUAUUUAUUUAGUUUUUAUUUUAUUUUAUUUAUAAUUUCUUUCCUUUCUUAUUUCUUACACUUUUUCUAUUUUCUUUCACAAUAAUGAAAUAAAUUCAGUGUAAAAAAUUUGGUCUCUCAAAAUAUUUGAUUAGUAAAAAUUCGACCUAAAAAACUGUCAAAGAAGUUUUUGAAAUUGAAUUUUUUUAUGUUGAAUUUUUUUAAGUUGAAGUUGAAAUUUCACUUAACAAAUCUUUUGAGAGAUCGAUUUUUUACACUGAAUUUAUUUCAUCAUUGUGAAAAAAUAAGUGUCAGAAAGUCUGAUUUUGAUGCAAAAAAAAAACACUUUAGAAAUUCAAAUUGAAAAUCAGAUGGCACAGAUUGACUUCCAUACAUAUUUUGAAAAUUAAAGCUCAAAUGGCUUUUUACAGAAUAAUCCGAGUUAUUACAGUUUGAAUUAUUUAUUUUUAACUUAUUUAAGAUCUUAGAAGUCCAGCUACUUUCUGAAAAUGAAAAUACAUUUCUGUUCAUCUAUUUUCAUUUAAAUUAUGGUACAAAUUUACUUCCGUACACUCCUUCCCUUCAUCUAAAAGAACUUUUCUUCUCUAUCAGGGUCCACAAGGAGAACCCGGACCACCUGGUCCUCCAGGACCCCCUGGACCUCCUACAGCAGCCGUGGAGGACCUAUACGUCCCCUCCUACGACUACGAAGGAAACGGCGGCGUCCCAGAAGCCGUGGACUUCGUGGAGGAUGAUGUAGCCGCCGAUCCUCCUCCUCCGCCUCCGGAGAUGAACAAAGACGAAGCCCUCCCCAACAAGAACCAGCAGGCGGUCCUGCGAGCGGACACGGGGGUCCACGCCACUCUCAAGACCCUCAGCGGACACCUGCAGAACCUCCGCAGUCCCGACGGCAGCAAGAUGAACCCCGCCAAAACCUGCCAGGACAUCCAGCAGUGCUACCCUCAGAAACCCAGCGGUGAGUCCGCUCUGACCUCCACGGCGGUCUCUGCCUGUCCUGAUAAACCCGGUUCCUCAGAGUCUGAAGGUUCUGAACAUGUUGAUGAUCCACAGAACCAGAACCGACCCUGUUCUUUCUUCUUUCAGGGGAGUACUGGAUUGAUCCCAAUCAAGGGAGCACCAAAGACGCCAUCAGGGUCUUCUGUGACAUGGAAACUGGCGAAACCUGCAUCCCCGCCAAUCCCGCCAUCAUCCCACGCAAAGUCUGGUGGACUAAGUCCAUGCCCACGGCCAACAAACCCGUCUGGUUCGGAGCAGACAUCAACAACGGCGCCAAAGUGAGUCGAGAAACCCGAGUUUCCUCAAAGUUCGCCGACGCUGCAACAGAGAAAAGCCGUGUCAUCUCUCCCAACCGUUUUUGUCUUUCAGUUUGGUUACGGAAAUAAUGGCGAGCAGCCCAACGCCGUGGCGGUCCAGAUUAAGCUUCUCCAGCUGCUGUCCAAAGAGUCGCACCAGAACGUCACGUACCACUGCAGGAACAGCGUGGCGUACAAGAGCGAGAAGAGCCUGAAGAAAGCUCUGGUCCUCAAAGGCUUCAACGGUCAGGAGCUGAGAGCACAGGGAAACAACCGCCUCCGAUACACCGUCCUCCACGACGGCUGCUCGGUAAGUCCUGUACGGAAGUCAAUCUGGGCCAUCUGAUUAUGAAUUUAUAAAGCUGAAUUUGUUUUUGUGUCAAAAUCAGACUUUGAAUUUCAAAAACAUUGAUUGUUAUUUUUAUUUAAUUUUUUAUUUUAUAAAAUAUUUAUUUAUUUAUUAUAUUUUUAUUAUUAUAUUUAUUAUUAACUUUAUGAUUUUUUCAUAUAAUUUUGUUUUAUUUAUCAUUUUAUUUCAGUCACUUGUUUUUUUUCACAAUGAUAAAAUAAAGUCAGUGUAAAAAAAUUGUUGAGUUGAGUUUUUUCAACUUCAAGAAAAAAGAAUGUUUUUUAUAAAGUUUUUUUAAUUAGAUUUUUACUAAUUUUUUUUUAAAAGAGAUUUUUUUUACACUGAAUUUAUUUCAUCAUUGUAAAGAAAUAAGUAUCAGAAAUAAAAACACGGGAUUGAAAUUCAACAGUUUCAAAAUUCAAAGUCUGAUUUCAAUGCAAAAAAAUUCAGCUUGAGAAAUUCAAAUUCAGAAUCAGAUGGCACAGAUUUACUUCCGUAAAUGUUGAGACGGUCUGUUCUACACUGAUUUUUUUGACAUUGAAUUUUUUUAAUGUGAAUUUUUUUAAAAGUUAUUUUAAGUAGAAUUUUUAUUACACAAAUAUUUUUAGAACAAUUUUUUUGACGUAUUUUUUUUUUCAAUUUUUUUUCAUGUUGAAUUUUUUCUCUACAGUUUUUAGUUUUGUUUUUUUGUUUCGUUUUAAUAGUUUAAAAAUUCAAUGUCUGAUUUUGAUGCAAAGAAAUUUAGUUUUAGAAAUUCAAAUUGAAAAUCAGAUGGCACAGUUUGACCUCCAUACACCAGGGUUCAUAAAAACAGGUCAGAAGAUGAUCGACUGAACUUUCUUCUCCUGCAGAACGCGGACGGACAGUGGGGCAGAGCAGUCUUCGAGUACAGGACUCAGACUUCGGCCAGGCUGCCCUUGGUGGAUUUGUCCCCCAUGGACAUCGGAAAAGCCGAUCAGGAGUUCGGUUUGGACCUGGGCCCCGUCUGCUUCUCCUAA
This is a messenger RNA of Xyrichtys novacula (pearly razorfish), 23854 nucleotides long. The record is from the annotation of a GenBank genome assembly. Lineage: Eukaryota; Metazoa; Chordata; Actinopteri; Labriformes; Labridae.